Marasmius oreades (fairy-ring Marasmius) is the source of this 2256-nucleotide messenger RNA. RefSeq lists its product as uncharacterized. Gene Ontology annotation, molecular function: flavin adenine dinucleotide binding; FMN binding; NADPH-hemoprotein reductase activity. Gene Ontology annotation, cellular component: cytosol. Lineage: Eukaryota; Fungi; Basidiomycota; Agaricomycetes; Agaricales; Marasmiaceae. The transcript has 4 exons. The coding region runs from base 1 to 2256 and encodes 751 amino acids. The record is from RefSeq and is a predicted model, not a curated record.
AUGACCAACCAGAAUACCACCUCCCAUCCAGCUCUCCCUCCCCUCUUGUCCUCAGUGACAAUGGCCUCCACGUCGUCGUCAGAUGUUCUCAUUCUCACCGUUGGCGUUGUAUUAGCAGCCCUAUAUCUCUUUCGCGAUCAGCUUUUCGCUGCAUCUAAACCAAAGUCAGCAGUACCCGUACCAAACAAGGUCGCCAAUGGCGAUGGCGGCAAUCCUCGCGAUUUCAUUGCAAAAAUGAAGGCUGGCAAAAAACGCAUAGUCAUCUUUUAUGGCUCUCAAACAGGUACAGCCGAGGAAUACGCCAUUCGUCUUGCAAAGGAAGCCAAAUCCAAGUUUGGCCUUGCUUCUCUUGUCUGCGACCCUGAGGAAUACGACUUUGAGAACCUUGACGAACUGCCCGAGAAUAGCUGUGUCUUCUUUGUCAUGGCCACCUACGGAGAGGGUGAGCCUACCGAUAAUGCUGUGCAGCUCAUGCAGAACAUAACCGACGAAUCUUUCGAAUUCACCAACGGUGGUCACAAGCUUGAUGGAAUCAAAUACGUCGUCUUCGGUCUUGGAAACAGGACCUACGAGCACUACAACCUUAUUGGUAAACAAGUAGACGAACAUCUUACCAAGAUGGGCGCCGUUCGUCUCGGUGAACGUGGCGAGGGUGAUGAUGAUAAAAGUAUGGAAGAGGACUAUCUAGAGUGGAAAGAUGGCAUGUGGGAUGCUUUCGCAAAGGCGAUGAACGUCGAGGAAGGCCAGGGCGGUGACACUGCCGACUUUGUCGUCUCCGAACUCGACUCUCACCCUCCUGAAAAGGUCUAUCUUGGUGAACUUUCCGCUCGUGCCCUUACCAGAACCAAGGGUAUUCACGACGCAAAGAACCCAUACCCUGCACCUAUUGUCGUCGCUCGUGAACUUUUCCAGGAUACCACGGAACGUAAUUGUGCCCAUGUCGAACUUAAUAUUGAAGGCUCUGGCAUCAACUACCAACAUGGUGACCACGUCGGUGUUUGGCCCACAAACGCAGAACUAGAAGUUGACCGUCUCCUAUGCGCGACUGGUCUAUAUGAUAAGAAGGAUACCGUCAUUGGUAUUGAAUCGCUCGACCCUGCCCUUGCCAAGGUUCCCUUCCCUGUCCCCACCACUUACGCCACUGUCCUCCGCCACUACAUCGACAUCAGCUGUGUCGCUAGUCGUCAAUUCCUCGGUACCCUUUCCAAGUUCGCUCCCUCUCCAGAGGCUGAAGCAUACUUGAAAACCCUCAACACGGACAAGGAAGAAUUCCACAAGGUCGUUGCUGACGGAUGUCUCAAAAUUGGAGAAGUCCUUCAAAUGGUUGCGGGUAACAGUCUCAUCGAGGCUCCUACCCCUGCCAACACCACGGCAUGGAAAGUUCCCUUUGACAUCAUCGUUUCUUCGAUCCCCCGUCUUCAACCCAGGUACUACUCCAUCUCCUCGAGCCCUAAGCUCAACCCCACCUCUAUUCACGUCACCUGUGUUGUCCUCAAAUAUCAUUCCGUUCCCAGCGAUAGGGCCGGAACGAAGUGGGUUUAUGGUGUCGGUUCCAACUUCCUUCUCAACCUCAAACAUGCUGCGAACAACGAAACUGCUCCUCUCAUCAGUGACGCUGGCGUUGCCAAUGCAGCACUUCCAAACUAUGCCAUUGAGGGUCCUCGUGGUGCUUACAAGCAGGAUACCAUUUAUAAAGUUCCGAUCCAUGUGCGACGAUCUACCUUCCGCUUACCCACUAACCCGAAGAGUCCGGUAAUCAUGAUCGGUCCCGGAACUGGUGUUGCCCCUUUCCGUGGCUUCGUUCAAGAACGUGUUGCUCUCGCUCGUAGAUCUGUGGAAAAGAAUGGCCCAGAUGCUCUCGCCGAUUGGGGUCGCAUCACUUUGUUCUACGGUUGCCGAAGAUCUACUGAGGAUUUCCUGUACGAGGAUGAGUGGCCCAAGUAUAAGGAAGAGCUCCGUGGUAAAUUUUCCAUGCACUACGCUUUCUCCCGUGGCGCUGCUCGCAAGCCCGACGGUAGCAAGAUAUAUGUCCAGGAUUUGAUUUGGGAUGAUCGUGAAAACGUAGCAGAUGCCAUUCUCAACGGUAAAGGAUACGUUUACAUCUGUGGUGAUGCGAAAAACAUGGCGAAGAGUGUCGAGGAGAUGUUGGGUAGGAUUCUUGGAGAAGCCAAGGGUGGAUCAGCUGAAGUUGAGGGUGCAGCUGAAAUGAAGCUCCUCAAGGAGCGUUCGCGGUUGAUGUUAGACGUUUGGAGUUGA